Anopheles marshallii is the source of this 1425-nucleotide messenger RNA. RefSeq names its product fibrinogen C domain-containing protein 1-like. The annotation marks the transcript as partial. The transcript has 3 exons. Lineage: Eukaryota; Metazoa; Arthropoda; Insecta; Diptera; Culicidae. The record is from RefSeq and is a predicted model, not a curated record.
AUGAAGUUGAGCGUGCUUGUUUUAUCAGUCGGUUGCAUGCUGUGUUUAGUCUCAGCCAACACCAAAGCGAUCGAGUCAAAGUUUGUGAAAUCAAUAGCAAAACUUAACCAUCCUUCGAAAGGUGGUAGUUAUAUCGAUAAUUGUGGAUGCCAUGCGAUAGAAGGCAAGUUAAAGAUACUCGAAUCGAACCUGUUGAAGUUUAUUUUGAACCUACGUAACAAGUAUGGUGCCGUGUACAGCAAUCUGAUCGACAUGAAGAAAAACGUGAAGAGUGUGUCCUGGUACGUUGGUCAACGAAGACGUCGCACAUUGGAGACUAGCCAUAGGAUCAACGAACAGCUGUUGGGCGAUUCGGUCUUGCUGGCACAAAUCAUGCAUACAAUCAGAGAAAUUAUCAUCAGUCAGCAGAAGUCGGUAACAAAGACCUUCCUCACCGAAUCAUUUCUGGAUUUAGAAAAGCGUGUUGGUGAACCCAAACGUCCAGCAUCUGUGCUAGAUACCGUCUACACGUCUUGUGACGAUGCUCGCAUCACUCGAACUGGCACAUACUUGGUGCAGGAUGCAUUCGGUGAACCUACUAAAGUGAUUUGCGUGCUCGAAUUCCUACCGGGCGCAUACACCGUGAUCCAGAACCGCCAUGAAGGAUCGACCGAUUUCUAUCGCGGCUAUAGCGACUACAGAUCUGGCUUCGGCGAGUUCGAUGGCGGUGAUUACUGGUUGGGUCUGGACCGCAUCAACAACAUCACUGCUUCCGGUGACUACGAGCUAAUGAUCCUGCUGGAGGACUUCGAGAAGAAUGUGACCUACGCUCACUACGACAAUUUCGCCGUCGGAUCAGGCAAUGACUUUUAUCCAAUCACCAAGCUGGACGGAUACAGUGGUACUGCUGGGGAUUCCCUUCGUUCGUUGGUAGGUGUACUGUUCAGUGCUUACGAUCUCGAUUUGGAUUACAGCGAAGGUAACUGUGCCGUAUCGAACCGUGGUGCUUGGUGGUACACUGAUUGCGGUGAAAGCAAUUUGAACGGUUUCUACCUGAAGGGUCUGUCUAGUAGUACCACCGGUAUGUUCUGGAAGACUUUCCGCGGAGCAUACUACAGCCUGAAAAGGAGCCGGAUGAUGAUCAAACGCAAGGAAAUGGCAUCCACUACAGCCGCUUCGACAACGAUGUCUACCGAGAGUACUUCUAUGACAACCACAACUGGCGAUACUACUACAAUUUCCACGUCAACUACAGCUCCUGAAAGUUCAUCUACAGACGCUUCGACAACGAUGACUACCGAAAGUGUCUCUUCGACAACCACAACUGGCGAUACUACUACAAUUUCCACGUCAACUACAGCUCCUGAAAGUUCAUCUACAGACGCUUCGACAACGAUGACUACCGAAAGUGGCUCUUCGACAACCACAACUGGCGAUACUACUACA